CAAAAAAAAAGUUGUGGAACAAAUUAAAAACGCAAUAAUAGAAUCACCACAGCAAAUUCAACAGAACUAUAGAGACCUAUAGUUCGGAAUCGAAACGAAAGCAAUUAACCGUGUUCAACGUAGAGUACAGAUCGUGAAAGUGGGUGUAUCUGUUGGGAAAAGUGAGACACCCCUUUGUGUUUUGUUUUUUUUUCGUUAUAAAUUUUGUUUGUUGCUUGGAUUGGAUUACGAUUUGAUGGUAAGGGAGGGGACUAGCGACAGGGGAGCUCCCAAGUGAUUUUCCAUAAUAAGCUUCGAGUGGACGGGAAAUUCCAAUCGGCAGGGCGAACAUGUCACCAAUAGCGUCGUCACUGGUUUUCUACGCUCUUCUGCAGACAGUUACCUGUUUCACCGUCAUCAUCACCGCUCCCGACCAGGCCCUCAUCGGAUCCACCAUCAAUGUGUCCGCCCAGCUCUUCGAUGGCGAUGAACCGGCUGCUGAUGGAAAAUCCUACAAGUUCACCUGGACCGACAGUGCUGGCCAUAGAGAGGUGAUUGAAACUAAAAACGCCACCAGCAAUUGGACCGUGGUCUACACGCAGGACAAGCCGUCCACGCAUGUGAUUAGGGUCGAAGUGGAGAAGUAUGUCGUCUUCUGGUUUACGGAGGCCAAGGGUCAGAAGGAAAUCAAGCUGGACAACUUGCUGGUGGGCAGAUUGGAACUGAUUCAGAACAAUGUGACGCGGCCCCAUGAGUUUGUGUCCACGCAGGAGGCGGUGAAUCACAGCAUAUUGCUUUCCGAUGCGGACCUAUCAUUUCUGCGAGCGAAGGGCUAUCACAUUCAGACGUAUUGGUUUCAAAACUGUACAUAUCUUGGCAUGUCCAGUGCCCUGGACUAUCUGGCCUCAUAUCCGAAAGCUGAGCAAUACUAUGAUAUGGAGGCCUUAGUGGUGGCUUCGCUGGAGAUUCCGCCAGAGCCAACGCCCUCAACUACGACCACCACCACCACAACAACCACAACCACGACAACAACAACCACAACUACAACUCCGGCCACUACGACAACUUCAACAACACCUGCCACAACGACCACUCCAAAAACCACAACGACGCCCGCGACUACGACCACUUCCACCACCACUCCAAAGCCACCAGCACGAGCCAAACGUGAUCUAAUCCAGGCCAUGCACGCAAACGCUGCUAUGUUGGGCCUGAACCUAACCAGCGCCCUUAAGCAGCAGAAGGACUCCGCUGGCAAUGUGUCCGUGGCGCUUGUCAAUCCGCUGGGAGUAAGAAGGCUAUCCAAGCUCAUAUUGGUCCCCGGCAAUCAGCCGCCUUUCGAUUGCGUGAACAAAAAGUACGUGGCCCAGGAUCCGAAUCAGAUAUACGGCUACUUCCAGACACGCAUUGUGUCCAAGGAUCCCAUCACCAGUUUCGGCACCACGGGCAAGAAUUGGCUGCAACACUGGGAAAUGCUUAAGCUGAAUGUGAACUGCAAGGGAUCGCCGCCGUUUGAGCUAUGCACUAAGGUUUACACAGCUCCUUACAACUCCACGGGAAAUGAGACUUGUAUUCGGUAUGACCCAAUCGAGAAUUGUUCUUAUGAGUUCAAGCGUUACUUCGGUGAAAGCAAGACCAUUCUGUUCUUUAUACGCAAUAAGGUCUCCCAAACCCUAAAUCAGGUCACCAUAAACAUGUAUGAAGCCCAGCGUCAGUCUCAACUUUCUGUCGUGGUUGUGCCCGUGACAUGCACAUUGGUGGCCGUAAUUCUAGUCGUUUUCGGCGUGGCCUAUUAUAUACAGCGGGGAAAUCGCUUCAAUGUUGAGGUGGCCGACUUUAACUUCGGCGAUACUCAGUCGGUGGACAUGGAGUACAAGACAUUCCCGCAGCGCUUAAUCGAUAGCAUUCGCGAUGUCUGGACGUGGCCGGGUCAGCGGCGUCACUCGCAGUCCAGCGCAGAUCUCAUGGCGGACCAGGAUCAGCCGCCCAGUCCGGGCUUUGGAGGCAAUGUGGGCGAUGUAGAUAGUAACCUGCGCUACAACACUUUCAACUAGAUCCUCGAGCGGUUCGGUUGGAACGUGGUUAACCUAUGCAAAUUAUUCAAUUUAAUUUAAUUUCGGCGCCUAAGUUAUGAAGAUCUGUUCCCAGCUCCCUUCAAAUUUGUUUAAAUCGUAAUUGAUCUGUGAAUUUUGGUUUAAAAUUCAAGUCAGUUUCCACAAAUUUUGAUCGGACUCGAAAUGGGGAUCAGGUGUGAUAGUUAUUUGUUAUUAUUUGUAUGUGCACACUCAUGUGCUUUAGUCAUUUUCUUGUUGUACACCGGCACUUAUGGGUUACCCCACUUGUACAUGAAUAGAGAUGAUAGAAUCUUUUUUACGUUUCCAUAUACUUUAUAUCCGCCUAUGUUACCCAUUGCAAUCAUCUCUAUCCAACAUUACGCACACACUUGCUCAUCAAUGGCCAAAUGUCGAGUAACAAGCAACCAUUCAAAUCGCAAUAUCGGGUGUGCAGCAGGGUUCGGGAACGCAACUGCAGAUCCCUUCGGAUAUUGUUAAAGACUGUCUUUGUUCUAAAAGCAAAAAGAAAUGUGGUUAAAUUUACACUUAACUUAUGCGUGAGUUGUUUGUGAAGAGUUAAAUGCUAGCAUAAGUCAAUUCGAUUGUUUCCAUUGUAUCGUGAUCCAAAUUCUCUGACAAAGACAAGCGCAUCUCACACUAAAACACACGCGACACAAAUAUUCAUUGUGAUAGAUAUAGAACAAACAGUAUGUACGUUUAACUAAAACGAAAAGUUUAAAGAAAACCCAUAUACUUAUAAA
Drosophila subpulchrella is the source of this 2794-nucleotide messenger RNA. RefSeq names its product probable transcription-associated protein 1. Lineage: Eukaryota; Metazoa; Arthropoda; Insecta; Diptera; Drosophilidae. The coding region runs from base 330 to 2033 and encodes 567 amino acids. The record is from RefSeq and is a predicted model, not a curated record. The transcript has 7 exons.